This is a messenger RNA of Episyrphus balteatus (marmalade hoverfly), 491 nucleotides long. It is a transcript of the gene mRpL42, whose product is annotated as 39S ribosomal protein L42, mitochondrial. The record is from RefSeq and is a predicted model, not a curated record. Gene Ontology annotation, cellular component: mitochondrial large ribosomal subunit. NCBI's taxonomy places the organism in Eukaryota, Metazoa, Arthropoda, Insecta, Diptera, Syrphidae. The coding region runs from base 45 to 422 and encodes 125 amino acids. The transcript has a single exon.
UGUUUGUAUUUUCAUACGAAACGUCAAAGUACCCCCCAUUCAGGAUGUCUGCACGAGUUUUAUUUCGUUCGUUUUCAACAAAUAUUACAAAAUAUUCAAUUAAUAAAAAUGCAAUUGGUGGCAAAAGUCUUGUAGAAGCUAUUGCCGUCAGUGAUAAUGGCAAAACAAUUGUUGCCUGGCAUCCAGACACACCAUUUCCCUAUGAAUUUUCUCGUCCAAUAUCUCCAACUGUAGCCAAAGAUUCUGGUUCUUUGGUUAAAGAGGCUUCUUUGACAAAUGCAAUGCGUGCAUUCAAAGAAAAACAUCCAGAAGUAGCUCGUCAGGAGCUAAUGAAUUUAACCCACACAACUAAACAUCGCUGGUUCCCCAGAUCAAGGGACAAGAGGGCAAAGAAGACUCCAAUGGACAGGCCAUAUUUGUAGAUUUAAGAUGAUUACAAAACAAAAUUUAAAAAAUCAAUAAAAACGAAAAUUAUAAAUAAAAUGUAAAAA